UUAUCAAGGUAUGCAGUCUUUUUCUGUCAAAUUGAAAAAUACAUUUUCGAAAUGCGACAGUUUUUAUUUAACAAAAACUUCUGCAGAUUCGUUAAAAUCUUUUGUAUCUUUAAUUGCUCAUCUUCUUGCGUAUACAAAUAUAUUAUGAUAUCAAGGUAUGCAAUCUUCGUCUGUCGACUUGAAAAGUACAUAUUUGAAACGCGACAGUUUUAAUUUAAAAAAACUUCUACAGAUAAAAAUUAUUGUAUCAUCCAAUCGCGAGGGGAAUAAAACUCCACGACGAACGUUCCCUUCGAAUUUUCGGACUUGCAGGUAUUCUGCGGAAUUACCUCCGAGAGGUAAUUCUCUAAUAGCGUUACGCCAGAGACGCGUGCAUUCUUGCAACGAGUGAUAAUAUAUCUUCGAGGGGGGAGACUUUUGUCGGAGUUCUCUCGUUACCUGAGGCGGAAUUACUCUAAAAGUAGGUAGCUACCACCGCGCGCCACCAAUUACGCCGGGGCGACUACGGCUAUAUAGAAGAGCCACGCCGACUCCGCCGGCUGAUUUCUGCGAGUAAACUCGACGCGACAAUCCGCGUGCAUCUCUCUCUCCACACGCAGCCAUGAAACUACCAAUUCUUCUUAUCGUGGUGAUAUCGAUUGCGUGGGCGAAGGCGGCGGAAAAUGUAGGGAGGUCUGCCCGCGCGCCGCAAGGACAAAGCAAGUACGCCGAUAGCGGCACCAGGAUCAACUGGGAGUACCUGGCGCCGCAGAGCCAGUUGCGCUCGCAGCGGGCGAAUGCUCAACGGUACCAGCGCGCUGAGGGUGGCUCGCCCCAUCGUCUUCGACAGGCACAGGCACCGCAGCAUCGCACCCAACCGCCGCAGCCUCAAGCCCAGCAGGCCCAGCAGGCCCCGGGUCCGCAGUACUACAGUUACAAGCCGUACUCGGCGGUGCCGGAUCACAUCAGACAGCUGAUCGACUCGGUCUAUCAGCCGCAAGCUCCCUACGUCGAUCCUACGUCUUUCAUUUACGGCGGCAACCACUUUGCGGCGGCGCCGCAGCAACGCGAGCAGCAGCCAGCUCCAGCCGCCUCCGAGGUCCCUCGCGGUGCCUACUUGCAGCCGUCGGCGAGAUACCAAUCGAUCGAUCCUCAACAUUUUCAACAAGCGCAGCCCAGAUACGAUUACAGCGAAAGGAGAGUGGAGCGUCAGGAUAGAGUCGCCUACAAGGAGGAUUACGAGCAACAGCAACAGCAACAGCAGCAGCAGCAGCAGGAGCAGCAGCAAGUAGUGUUUCCGUAUGCAAGCUUGCCCGAAUCUCCGCUACCUGUCCUAUACUUGGACAAGAACAUGCCUACGGAAAUCAAGCAAUUGCUCAAGUAUCAGGCGCAGAUACCAUAUGACGUCACGGCGAAUCGCAUUCAGUACAAUCCGAAGAACAUUUUUAUUCCCAAGCCAUUGCCCGAUGACGUUAAGGGAACCUAUUAUUACCGUAGCAAAGUUUAUUAUCCGAACGACGAGAGCGUUGACGCAGAGUACCCGCGGGACAAGCCGGUCGACGAGGAGCAGCGCCAUUGACCAAAAGUGUUGGCCUAUGUAAAAUACGAUUUAUAUAAUUUAAUAUCCUGUUUCUCCGUAAACUUCGAAGAAAAGACGGCUAGCCCCGAGACUCGCCCGAAUUGAAUCCCGGUUUUAUUCGCGGAAACAGCUUUCAGCUUCUUGAUAUCGUCAAGGCUUUGUUAAGAUUAGUAUCUUACACGCUUUAAAUUAUAGUAUCUCCUGUUGACAUUUUAAUUACGUAUGCCUUGUACUGCCGUGUAUUUGACAGCAAGCCAUUGGUUUACUUCUUUGGCGGCCGAAAACGGACGGGUGUGUUCGACAAUUAGAAUUAAAUUUACUCAUUAGAAAAAAAAAAACUGCUCGAUUUACAAUUAACAUGGAACGUUUUGUUACACGAAAAGUUUGCCUUUAAAGAAGAUUAAUUCAACAGACAAGGAAUCGAGGAAAUUUACGUGAUAUAAUAAGCAAUGAUAAAAAAUAAUUCAAACAGAAAUAGCAAGAUCUGUCAGGCUUCGCUCCAAUUAAUUUUCUCUCUCGUUUUUGGUUUCACUCAAUUAUAAAGGUGUAUUCAGUUUUUCGUACGUACGUAAGAUGGAGAGCGCUUGACUACACGGUAGCGCGAAGAAUGUAAUUUUUUGUACGAAAUAAAUCGUUUCCGCCUCUGGCA
This is a messenger RNA of Vollenhovia emeryi, 2207 nucleotides long. Its product is annotated as GATA zinc finger domain-containing protein 10-like. NCBI's taxonomy places the organism in Eukaryota, Metazoa, Arthropoda, Insecta, Hymenoptera, Formicidae. The coding region runs from base 602 to 1558 and encodes 318 amino acids. The record is from RefSeq and is a predicted model, not a curated record. The transcript is spliced from 3 exons.